AUGCUGGAAGAGGAUAAUGAUGAGAUCUGCUGGAAUAACCUGGAGAACUUCCGUGUGAAGCUGAUCUCGGUGAUCGAGCCGUCGCGGAUCACGCCGUACCUGCGGCAGUGCAAAGUGCUCAGCCCUGACGAUGAGGAGCAGGUGCUCAACGACCCCAGCCUGGUCAUGCGCAAGCGGAAGGCAGGUGUUCUCCUGGACAUUCUUCAGCGAACAGGACACAAGGGCUUUGAGGCAUUUAUGGAGAGUCUUGAGCUUUAUUAUCCCCAGCUGUAUAAGAAAAUAACUGGCAAAGAGCCCAGCAGGGUUUUCUCCAUGAUUAUAGACACGGCUGGCGAGUCUGGCCUGAGCCAGGUGCUGAUGAACGAGAUCGUGAAGCUGCAGAGCGCGGUGCAGGAGGAGCGGCGCAAGGCGCAGGAGCUGGCGGGGUGGCUGCACUCCAAGGAGGACACGCUCAGGGAGAUGUGGGUCAGGGACAGCCUGCUCCGCAAGCACCAGGAGCGCGCCCAGAGGAUGAAGGAGGAGAGGGACAGCCUGAGCAAGGAGCUGCGCAAGUGCAAGGACGAGAACUACAGCCUGGCCCUGAGCUACGCCAAGCAGAGCGAGGAGAAGAGCGCGGCCCUCAUGAAGAACAGGGACCUGCUGCUAGAGAUCGAUCAGCUGAAGCACAGCCUCAUGAAGGCUGAGGAUGACUGCAAGCUGGAGAGGAAGCACACCAUGAAGCUGAAACACGCCAUAGAGCAGCGCCCCAGCCACGAGGUGGUGUGGGAGAUCCAGCAGGAGAAGGAGCUGCUCUUGGCCAAGAACCAAGAGCUGGAAAACACUCUCCAGGUUGCCAGGGAGCAGAACUUGGAGAAGAGCCUCUCCAAGGAAACUCUGGAGAAUGAGUGCAGCCAGACCGUGGAAGAGCGCCGGGAGCUGGUGAACACCAUUUACAGCCUGCGCAAGGAGCUGCGCCGGGCCAAGGUGCUCCAGGACAAAUUUGCAGAGGAGAAAGAGGUGCUGGAGCUACAGUGCACAUCUCUGAGGAAGGACUCCCAGAUGUACAAAAAGCGGAUUGAGGCUGUCCUGCAGCAGAUGGAGGAAGUGGCUUCGGAGAGAGACCAGGCUCUCCUGACCCGGGAGCAGUUCCACAUGCAGUACUGCAAGAACCUGGUGGAGAGAGACGCCUACCGCAAGCAGAUCCGCGAGCUGGGCGAGAGAUGUGACGAGAUGCAGCUGCAGCUCUUCCAGAAGGAGAGCCAGCUCCUGGCCACGGAGGCCAAGCUGAAAAGGCUGCAGCUGGAGCUGCCCACUCUGACCUCUGACCUGGAUGACUCCUCCUCCAGAGAUUCCCAGGAACUUGUUCUUCACACUAACCUGGAUGAAGAUACACAGACAGCUAAAAAAGAUUGCCUGGAAGUACAAAACCAGGAACUCAGCCCUCAACAGAGCCAUCUGCCCCCAAAAUCACCAAGUGAGUGUGGCUUGGCCAACGAGGAACUGGCAGAAAAGGAGAGGAGGAGGAUGAAGGACUGCUUUGAGCGUUACCGAAGGUCUGGGCUGCAAAAAAGAGCAAUGAGAAGGGCGCCCAAAGACCGGCACCAUGAGGCGGAUUGGGAGAACACCUCUGGCAGUGACAACACCGACACCGAGGGCUCCUGAGAGAGGGACAGCACCAAAAUCCCUUGGAAAGAGACACCAGGGACACCAAAGGCUCCUCAGGAGUCAAUCUCUGAG
Messenger RNA from Melozone crissalis (California towhee), 1716 nucleotides. It is a transcript of the gene CARD9, whose product is annotated as caspase recruitment domain family member 9. The transcript has 12 exons. The coding region runs from base 1 to 1641 and encodes 546 amino acids. Gene Ontology annotation, biological process: regulation of apoptotic process; positive regulation of canonical NF-kappaB signal transduction. The record is from RefSeq and is a predicted model, not a curated record. NCBI's taxonomy places the organism in Eukaryota, Metazoa, Chordata, Aves, Passeriformes, Passerellidae.